CGCCGUGGACAGCCGCACGCAGCGCCAUGACCCAGAAGACAGUCCUCAUCACGGGAUGCUCCUCGGGCAUCGGCCUCUCGCUCGCCACGCGCAUCGCCAAGGACGAGAAGAAGAGGUUCAUGGUCUACGCCACCAUGCGGAACGUGAGCAAGGGCGAGGCGCUGGUGGAGGCGGCCGGUCGCAGCCUGGGUCGCAGCCUGGAGAUCAAGCAGCUGGACGUGUGUGACGAGGCGUCCAUCAAAGCCUGCGUGGACAGUCUGCCCGAGCGCAGGGUGGACGUCCUGAUCAGUAACGCCGGCGUGGGCCUGAUCGGACCCAUGGAGUGUCAGUCCAUCCAGGACAUGAAGAGCGUCAUGGACACCAACUUCUUUGGACUGGUCAGACUGCUCAAGGAGAUCCUUCCUGACAUGAAGCGACGCAAGAAAGGUCACAUUGUGGUCAUCAGCAGCGUCAUGGGCAUACAAGGAAUCCUCUUCAAUGAUGUCUACGCCGCAUCCAAGUUCGCCGUGGAGGGGUUCUGUGAGAGUUUGGCCGUGCAAGCUCUGAGGUUUAGUCUCAACAUCAGUCUGAUCGAGCCUGGUCCCGUCAUCACAGAGUUUGAGCGUAAAGUGUACGAAGAAGGCCUGAAGACGGACCUCAGCGGUGCAGACAAAGUGACGGCAGACAUGUUUACUAACAUCUACCUGAAGAACUACAAACAAAUAUUUGAAACGCUCGGUCAGACGGCCGAGGACGUGGCUGAGCACACGCUGAAGAUCAUCACCAUGGACAACCCGCCUUUCCGCCACCAGACCAACACGCUCUACACCCCCAUGACCACGCUCAAGUACGCCGACCCCAACGGCGACCUGCCCAUCGACACCUUCUACAAGAUGGUGUUCGAGCACGACAAGGUCUUCAACGCCAGCCUCAACUUCCUCAAGCUGCUGCGCUGGAGGAGCAGGAAGAGCUUCACCAGCGACAAGAGCAACUGAGCAUCUCAAUGUGUCACCUCCAGAUCACAAAUGAUGGAAGUAUUUAUUCCACUGUGUACCUAAUGAAGUGGCCGCUCUUUUGCAGCAGUAAAUGAGAUCAUAGAAGAAGAGCAGAGUGUUUGUACGUGUCAGCAGCAGAGAUGAUCUAGAUAAUCUGUCAGUCACGUGUCCAAUUAUUCAUCACAUAGGAGGAUCAGGAAGAAAGGAAACAUCAGUGCGUUUAUGGAGUGAGUUGGAAAAACUCCACAAACACACAAAAAUGUUUUUACUAACAGCCAACAAUUCUCAAGUGAAAAAAACUGUCUUUACAAUUAAAAGAAAUCAAUUCACAAGUUAAAAAAACAACAAAUUCUCAACUAGUAAAACAAAAAACAUUUUUCUGAAAGUAAACAUAAUAGUGUAUAAGUAUAAAAACAAUAUGCGAUUAUAAAAAACAACAACAUUUUUUGCAAGUGAAAAACAAUUUUCUGAAAGAAAAAACCAUUUGCCAGUAAAAAAAACAACAAUUUUAUCUGGGUCAAAAUAAAGAUUGACAUUUUCCUUCAAUUACAAAAACGAUUUGCAAAUAUAAAAACAAAUAGCUGCUGGUAUUUGCGCAUGGUGCCGUCUGCCAAAAAGAACAAAAAUGAAGAAGCAAGUUGGGGAGUAAAAUGGCGUACAGAAGAGAGGGAAACAAACGUACUCCCCGCCCUGCUUCUUUCUUAUUUGCGGCGGACGGCACCAUGCGCACCUUAAAUUGAAUCAGCCACACCGUUUGUGAAGUGAAUUAUAUUUACAUUUAUAGGGACGGCGUGGCGAAGUUGGUAGAGUGGCCGUGCCAGCAAUCGGAGUGUUGCUGGUUACUGGGGUUCAAUCCCCACCUUCUACCAUCCUAGUCAUGUCCGUUGUGUCUUGGGCAAGACACUUCACCCCUUGCUCCUGAUGGCUGCUGGUUAGCGCCUUGCAUGGCAGCUCCCGCCAUCAGUGUGUGAAUGUGUGUGUGAAUGGGUGAAUGUGGAAAUAGUGUCAAAGCGCUUUGAGUACCUUGAAGGUAGAAAAGCGCUAUACAAGUAUAACCCAUUUAUCAUUUAAUUUUAUAUAGCACUUUUCUCUCAUGACUCAAAUAACUUUACGUAGUGAACCCCAUUAUCUACAUUUAAAAGAGGGUGGCACUGUGAACAGGUCAAGUGUGUUGCUCAAGGACACAACAGCAGUGACUAUAGGGAAGCAGGGAUCAAACCUGGAACCCUCCAGCGUCUGGCAAGGCUGCUCUACCAACUGAUCCACGCAGCACUGUCGUUGUAGAGUGCGAAUUACGGGUGCUCUGAGUCAAGUGAGCCAACCACACCAGUGGGGAAUAUUACUGCCAAAAGUUUGAACUUUAAGAAAAUUGUUUUUAAACUUGCAAAUUGAUUUUUUACUUGCAGAAAAUGAUUGGUAUACAUGCGAAUAGUUGGGUGUAAGUCAAACAUUUAUGACCGCUUGUGUCGUUUUGGCAGUAAGUUCACAUUUCAGGAGUGUAAAACUCAUUUUCAAUUAGAGCUACAUCGCAGUUAAGGGUUAACAUUGAAUAUUAUAUGAAUAUAUAUAUAUAUAUAUAUACAGUUAGGUCCAUAAAUAUUUGGACAUUGACACAAUUGUCAGU
This is a messenger RNA of Nerophis lumbriciformis (worm pipefish), 2598 nucleotides long. Its product is annotated as retinol dehydrogenase 8. Gene Ontology annotation, biological process: estrogen biosynthetic process. NCBI's taxonomy places the organism in Eukaryota, Metazoa, Chordata, Actinopteri, Syngnathiformes, Syngnathidae. Gene Ontology annotation, cellular component: cytosol; cytoplasm. The record is from RefSeq and is a predicted model, not a curated record. Gene Ontology annotation, molecular function: estradiol 17-beta-dehydrogenase [NAD(P)+] activity.